Molecule: messenger RNA, 817 nt
Organism: Nycticebus coucang (slow loris)
Lineage: Eukaryota; Metazoa; Chordata; Mammalia; Primates; Lorisidae
Product: small G protein signaling modulator 1-like
Exons: 4
Coding region: 374-745 (123 amino acids)
Biological process (GO): activation of GTPase activity
Molecular function (GO): GTPase activator activity
Source: RefSeq, a predicted model, not a curated record
UGCUAAGAGAAAAUAAAAUACCAUUUUCAAAAAGUUUUUGAAACACUGAGUUAAACAAAACAAAUUGCAGGACUUGUCAGCACCUUUACUUACUAGAUACAUGUAGUGAUUCCUGACGCAGCAGAUAUUCUAAGCAUUUCACAAAGUUAUCUGGCCUUUUCUUUGCUUAUCAUCUAUAAAAGUUCUUCCAGUAUUGACAAUUGCUGUGCAAGUACAAUGGUUCCCAUACUUGAGAAUUUCAGGAACCAAUAGAAUGGCAAAAGAGGGGGGGGGAAAGUUUGGGACCAACAAAACAUUAUCAGUUUUUCAUUGUAGCAAAUAAGGAUCUUCUUCACAAGAGCAUCUGCUGUUAGCCAUCAUUUCCUAAAAGAAGAUGUUUCAAAACCUGCAAGAAGCCCUCGCCUUCAGCUGCUUCACAGAGCUCAUGAAGAGGAUGAACCAGAACUUCCCCCAUGGAGGCGCCAUGGACACGCACUUUGCAAACAUGAGGUCACUGAUCCAGGAGGCUGAUGCUGCCCUUUCCUUCUUCCAACAGAUCCUGCACUCAGAGCUAUUUGAACUGAUGCAUCAGAAUGGGGACUACACUCACUUUUACUUCUGCUAUCGCUGGUUCCUGCUGGAUUUUAAGCGAGAACUCGUUUAUGAUGAUGUCUUCUCUGUCUGGGAGACUAUCUGGGCAGCCAAACAUGUCUCAUCCACCCACUAUGUCCUUUUCAUCGCACUGGCUCUGGUGGAAGUCUACUGAGACAUCAUUUUGGAAAACAACAUGGAUUUCACAGAUAUCAUCAAAUUCUUUAAUGGUACCUGCAUGACUAGG